GCCAGGAGCUGAAAGGGCUCCCCUGCCAGGGGCUAAAUCUGGGUACUGGCUGCUGAGUCGGUCUUGCCACUUCAGCUCCGGCGCCCAAGGGGAGGCCCCUUCUCUUCCUGACCUGCAGGGACUGGAACCCGGAUCAUGUCCCACCGGAAGUUCUCUGCACCUCGGCAUGGACACCUCGGCUUCCUGCCCCACAAGCGCAGUCGCAGACACCGGGGCAAGGUGAAGACGUGGCCGCGGGAUGACCCCAGCCGGCCGGUGCACCUGACGGCCUUCCUGGGCUACAAGGCCGGCAUGACCCAUACGCUGCGUGAGGUGCACCGGCCUGGGCUCAAGAUUUCCAAGCGGGAGGAGGUGGAGGCAGUGACCAUAGUGGAGACCCCUCCUGUGGUGGUGGUGGGCGUGGUGGGCUACGUGGCCACCCCCCGAGGCCUGCGGAGCUUCAAGACCAUCUUCGCUGAGCACCUCAGUGAUGAGUGUCGCAGACGCUUCUACAAGGACUGGCACAGAAGCAAGAAGAAGGCCUUCACCAAGGCCUGCAAGCGGUGGCGUGAUGCCGACGGCAAGAAGCAGCUACACAAGGACUUCGCUGCCAUGAAGAAGUAUUGCAAAGUCAUCAGGGUCAUCGUGCACACCCAGAUGAAGCUGCUGCCUUUCCGCCAGAAGAAAGCCCACAUCAUGGAGAUCCAGCUCAACGGCGGCACAGUGGCCGAGAAAGUAGCUUGGGCGCAGGCCCGGCUGGAGAAGCAGGUGCCCGUGCACAGUGUGUUCAGCCAGAGCGAGGUCAUCGACGUCAUCGCCGUCACCAAGGGCAAGGGUGUCAAAGGGGUCACGAGCCGCUGGCACACGAAGAAGCUGCCUCGGAAGACGCACAAGGGGCUGCGCAAGGUGGCCUGCAUUGGCGCCUGGCACCCGGCCCGAGUGGGCUGCUCCAUUGCCAGGGCAGGGCAGAAAGGCUACCACCACCGCACGGAGCUCAACAAGAAGAUCUAUCGCAUCGGCCGGGGGCUGCACGUGCAGGACGGGAAGCUGGUGAAGAACAACGCGGCCACCAGCUAUGAUGUCACCGACAAGGCCAUCACUCCGCUGGGUGGCUUCCCGCACUACGGGGAAGUGAACAACGACUUCGUCAUGCUGAAAGGCUGCAUCGCUGGCACCAAGAAGCGGGUCAUCACGCUGAGGAAGUCCCUGCUGGUGCACCACAGCCGCCGGGCACUGGAAAGCAUCGAGCUCAAGUUUAUUGACACCACCUCCAAGUUCGGCCACGGCCACUUUCAGACGGCCCAAGAGAAGCUGGCCUUCAUGGGUCCGCAGAAGAAGCACUUGGAGAAGAAGCCAGAGACCUCGGGCGAGCUGUAGUUGGCGCAGGGCGCUUGGGGUCUUAGCAAAGCUGGGUUUGCCCCAUCUGCCUUACUUGUAAAGGCCCCACUAAUAAAGGCCAGAGAAAAUUCUUCCCA
Messenger RNA from Erinaceus europaeus (western European hedgehog), 1454 nucleotides. RefSeq names its product ribosomal protein L3 like (gene RPL3L). Gene Ontology annotation, molecular function: RNA binding; structural constituent of ribosome. The transcript has 10 exons. Bases 136 to 1356 code for a protein of 406 amino acids. The record is from RefSeq and is a predicted model, not a curated record. Gene Ontology annotation, cellular component: cytosolic large ribosomal subunit; ribosome. NCBI's taxonomy places the organism in Eukaryota, Metazoa, Chordata, Mammalia, Eulipotyphla, Erinaceidae. Gene Ontology annotation, biological process: ribosomal large subunit assembly; translation.